Molecule: messenger RNA, 1606 nt
Organism: Nothobranchius furzeri (turquoise killifish)
Lineage: Eukaryota; Metazoa; Chordata; Actinopteri; Cyprinodontiformes; Nothobranchiidae
Gene: got1
Product: glutamic-oxaloacetic transaminase 1, soluble
Biological process (GO): L-aspartate biosynthetic process
Cellular component (GO): cytosol
Molecular function (GO): pyridoxal phosphate binding; L-aspartate:2-oxoglutarate transaminase activity
Source: RefSeq, a predicted model, not a curated record
CCACUUUACAGCCUUCGAAUCCAAGUUGAAGGUGAAAGUCUUAAAAACGACUCGCCGCUCAGGUGACUUCAGUUCGGGGAGCCAUGUCGGUCUUUCGUGAGGUCACGCUAGCUGCCCCUGUAGCUGUCUUUAAGUUGACGGAGGAUUUCAACAACGACCCGUUUCCUGACAAAGUGAACCUCGGAGUGGGAGCCUACAGGACAGACGAAUCCAAGCCUUGGGUUUUACCUGUGGUAAAAAAGGUGGAAAAGAUUAUUGCUCACGACGACAGGUUGAACCACGAGUACCUGCCCAUCCUGGGCCUGCCUGAGUUCAGAUCCUCUGCCUCCAAGAUUGUACUGGGAGACGACAGUUCUGCCAUCCAGGAGGACAGGGUGGGGGCUGUCCAGUGUCUCGGUGGUACCGGUGCUUUGAAGAUCGGCGCAGAAUUCCUUAAACGCUUCUACAACGGGAAUAACAACACAAAAACACCCGUUUAUGUGUCUGCACCUACCUGGGAAAAUCACAAUGAUUUGUUCAUCAGCGCCGGCUUCGAGGAUAUCCGUCCGUACAGCUACUGGGAUGCAGAGAAGAGGGGGCUUGAUUUUAGUGGGUUUCUGGGGAACUUGGAGAGUUGUCCGGAGCGCUCUAUUUUUGUCCUGCAUGCUUGUGCCCACAAUCCAACUGGGACAGACCCCUCACAAGAGCAAUGGAAGCAGAUAGCUGAAGUCAUGAAGAGGAGGAAGCUGUUUGUGUUCUUUGACUCAGCCUAUCAGGGAUUUGCCACGGGCAAUCUAGAGAAAGAUGCCUGGGCUGUCCGCUAUUUUGUCUCCAUGGGCUUUGAAAUGUUUUGUGCUCAGUCCUUCUCCAAGAACUUUGGCCUUUACAAUGAGCGCGUGGGAAACCUGACGAUCGUUGCUCGUAAUUCGGACCUCCUGAAAAGGGUUCUCUCCCAGAUGGAGAAGAUUGUCAGAAUCACCUGGUCCAACCCACCGACUCAGGGAGCUCGCCUUGUUGCUGUCACCCUUAACUCCCCAGACCUGUUUGCUGAAUGGAAGGACAACGUGAGGACCAUGGCUGACAGAGUUCUGCUGAUGAGGUCUCAGCUGAAAGCUAAGCUUCGGACUCUUGGUACACCAGGAACCUGGGACCACAUCACAAACCAGAUCGGCAUGUUCAGCUUCACGGGACUCAAUCCCAAACAAGUGGAGUAUUUGAUAAAGGAGAGGCACGUCUAUUUAAUGGCCAGCGGCCGCAUCAACAUGUGCGGCUUGACCAGCAAGAACAUCGACUACGUGGCCAAGUGCAUCCACGAGGCAGUCACCAAGGUGCAGUAGAAUAAACAGCCUGAGCUGCUCUGAUCUUGAAGCCACUCUUUGUUUUUUAAUUAUUACAAACACAGAUUGUUCACCUCCCCUCAUGCCUCUGUCUUACAAGUAUCUGUUAAAAAUUUUGAAACAUGCUGAAUUAUUUUUAUUCCACAGCAAUAUAUCAUUAUAUAAUAAUAUUCACAACUUUUUGUCUUCUUUUCUUUGUACUUGUAACAUGUAAUAAAGUGUAAGAGGACCAAACUAACUGCUGAGCAAUAAUAACUGGAACUUUUACUUCUAAAUAAAUGACUGAUCAC